This is a messenger RNA of Paraphaeosphaeria sporulosa, 2156 nucleotides long. RefSeq lists its product as uncharacterized. The transcript is spliced from 4 exons. Bases 1 to 2064 code for a protein of 687 amino acids. NCBI's taxonomy places the organism in Eukaryota, Fungi, Ascomycota, Dothideomycetes, Pleosporales, Didymosphaeriaceae. The record is from RefSeq and is a predicted model, not a curated record.
AUGUUGUUCACCAAAGAGCUUUCAUCUUUGCUCCUCUUCUGCGGUAUCUCGACUGCGGUGCCAACUUUCACUUCGUCCCAGAGGACUCGUGUCGACAGUCGUGAUGUCGCUGGGGUUGAUGCAACGUCCUCAAGCACGAACUCCACGAAUACCAUCCUUGAGCCAGUUCUGCCUCCUGAGCGUGAUACCGGCGUCUUGUCUCAAGCAAACAUCACUUUCCAAUACCCUUCUAUCCCACUCGACCAGUCCGCCUUUGUCUCUGGCGUCUCUUGCUCCUCGGGUACUCUCACGGCGACUCUGACCAAGGCUGCGUACGCCUACGCCAAAAAGGCAUGGAAGGGGGCCAGUCACAUCGUCUUCAUCACCGCUGCUGAUGGAUGUGGUAUGGACAAGGCCAACGACUUCUUCGUGACAAACUCUGUCGACUUCUCCGACAGCGACAACACAUUUAAGGCAGCAGGAAACUCGGCUACCUACCAGAAUGUCACACAGAAAUUCAACCUGCGAUGGGGCGACAUCGGUACCUACGACCUACGACGCUCGGUCGACAAGAGAUCUAUGUUCGAGCUGCAUCCCCUCACGAGACGUGCAUAUGCGGAAGCCUCGAUCGAGUGGUCUGCAUAUCUCAGUGAUCUCAUCGGUGAGGAGGAAGAUGCUCCGUGGGAGAAGGCCGCGCUUCUCUGGAAAUGGGGCAAAGAAGGUGGCGAGGAGGACGACUCAUACAAGAAGGGCGAGGUUGCAAGCGACAGUGGCCACCACAAGCGAUCGAACCUCACUAUGCUUGACAAGCGCGAACUUGACUAUGGUCUUGCCCUUUACUGCGUCGAAUGUGGCUUUGGCGGAUCGGCCAAGAUCUGGGGAGAGAUUGGUGCUUCAGCGACUUGGCUUCCUCCUUUCUUCGAAAUCGACACAGUUCAGUGUGGUUUUGGUGCUACCUUCAAAGCUGGACUCUACCUCGGCAUGGAGGCAUUCGUCAAGUACGAGAAGGAGUGGGAGAAGGAGCUAGCCAGAAUCCCUCUCGGUGGUUUCGCCAUCUCUGGCCUCGUUGAAGUAGGACCGUUCGUCAGCUUGGGUGUAGAAGCAAAAGUCGGUAUCGAGGCGACGGGUGAAUUGCUCAUCGGUGCGGGUGUUGAGUGGGAUAACAUCGACAUCAUGCUUGACUUGCUUGACUCUGGCAACAGCCAUGCCAAUGGUCUUGUACCCCAGUUCGUCCACAAGGCCGAGGCUCAGGGUCAGCUGUCAAUGGAAGCUUCUCUCGGACUGCCCAUCAAGCUAGGAAUCGGUGUCGACAUCUUCGACGGCUUGUGGGAGGCUGACGCUGCCGUCGUAGACACACCCUCUGUUGUGCUGGAAGGAUCUUUCGAGGUGUCCGCCGAGGUGACCGACGAGGGAACCAUAGAGUACGACAUCAACGGCGGGUGCUACGGAAUUGCGUGGAACAUCCAUUUCGAAAACACUCUCCAGGCCGUCGCGGAAGCAGACCUCUUUGGCUCCUGGGAAAUCGAUCUCAUCGAGCCCCAGAAGAGCGACCCCAUCUUCGAAGGCUGCAUUGGCUAUGUCAACGACGGCACGGGCGACAAUGAGGACUCCGCCGAGGGUACUGGAAGCAAUACCGGAGCUACAGGUAACGGUAUGACUGGUGAAUCCAAUGGCCUGGCUGGUGGCAACAAUGGCGCGGAGAAGGCCGCCUCCAGCGCAGCCGCGAGCUCUACCAUAGCAUCCUCUUCCAGCAAGGCCUCCAGCAGCAGCAAUGCCUCUUCCGGCAGCACGAAGGCCUCUACCAGCGCUAAGGCCACGAGCACGGCUAAGGCAUCUUCUUCCACCAAGCCGAGCUCAUCCGCCAAGACGACUUUGAAGACCAGUGCUAAGGCCACUUCGACUGCUAAGGCUACUUCGACAAAAAAGGCAACCUCUACUGCUAAAGCUACUUCUACUAAGAAGGCCACUUCGACGGCGAAUACUAAGAAAGUAACGUCGACAAAAAAGGCGACUUCCACGAAGAAGGCCACCUCCACGAAAAAAGCUAGCUCGAAAGGAUGCACGAAAAACUGCAUCGACUUUUGAGAGGAGAGGGUAGAGCGCUUCGCGGGUAAAGGUGGGGUCGGGUCUUGCAGCGCAAGUUUUGGAUCACCCGUUUCGUUGUGUACAUAUUUUCC